AUGUUCACGUCACCCAAUGGCAGUGCUCCUGAAGCAGGAAAUGAUCAAUCUCAGAAAGACAAGCCCACCAAUGGAUCUCAAGGAGCUUCCGACACUGCCGAACACACUUGCACCAACUUAUCAACAUCACUGAACCCUCAUUCGCGUCGAAAAAGGAUUGUAGUGGGAAUAACUGGUGCCACUGGCGCAAUCCUCGGAAUCAAGAUACUCAUCGCACUGCGGCGGCUAAAUAUCGAGAGCCACCUCAUUAUCAGCAAAUGGGCCGAGGCAACCAUAAAAUACGAAACAGACUACUCGCCAAAGAACGUGCGUGCCCUUGCAGAUUACACCCACAGCAUCAACGAUAUGGCAGCCCCAGUGUCGAGCGGCUCUUUCAAGACAGACGGCAUGAUCGUGGUGCCUUGCUCAAUGAAGACAUUAUCUGCGAUUAGCUCCGGAUACUGCGAUGACUUGAUCUCUCGGACUGCAGACGUUAUGCUGAAGGAGCGGAGGAAGCUGGUACUCGUGGCGAGGGAGACUCCCUUGAGUGACAUCCAUUUACGGAACAUGUUAUCUGUCACACAAAGCGGAGCGAUCAUUUUCCCGCCGGUGCCUGCUUAUUAUAUCAAGGCGGCUAGUAUAGAGGGCCUUACGGACCAGACCGUCGGGCGCGUGUUGGAUUUAUUUGACCUCGAUACGGAUGACUUCGAACGAUGGGAAGGAUGGAAAAGGGCGACAUGA
Molecule: messenger RNA, 720 nt
Organism: Fusarium tjaetaba
Lineage: Eukaryota; Fungi; Ascomycota; Sordariomycetes; Hypocreales; Nectriaceae
Product: phenylacrylic acid decarboxylase
Exons: 1
Coding region: 1-720 (239 amino acids)
Molecular function (GO): carboxy-lyase activity
Source: RefSeq, a predicted model, not a curated record